AUCAUAUCUUUUACCGUAUCUUUUACCAACUGGAUAUAAAAGCAAGAUUGACGGAAUUGCUUGCAGACUAUUUCUCGGCAUUUUAAACAUUCCUAUUCGCGUUAAAAAAAAAGACGGUAUUUUUUCUGUGUAUAUUAAUAUAUUAUAUUAGUAAUAUUCUUUCUCUCUUCUGUAUGUAAAAAUACUAUGUUAAUCACGAGGAUUAAAAAAUAUAUAACCAUGCAAUCCAUAAGGCAGAAGUUCCUCAAUAUUAUAAGAGAAUCAGAUAAGAAGAGAUUCUUGAGUACCCAGCAAGUGAUUGACCGCGACAACAAGUACGGCGGUAUACACUUCAAACCGCUACCGGUUGUCCUAACCCGUGGAGAAGGAGUCUAUCUGUGGGACAACAAUGGAAAGCGUUACCUUGAUUUUUUAGCGGGAUUCUCGACCGUCAAUCAGGGCCACUGUCAUCCACGACUAGUGAAAGUCAUGAGAGAACAAGCUGGAAAGCUGGCGCAUACAUCAAGAGCAUUCUAUACGGAACCUCAUGGAGAAUUAGGAGAAUAUCUGACAAAACUUCUCGGAUGGGAUCGGUUUUUACCUAUGAAUACAGGUGUCGAAGGUGGCGAUACAGCCAUAAAAUUGGCCAGACGCUGGGGCUACAGAGUAAAGAAAAUAGCGAGCAACAAGGCUACCGUUGUGUUUGCUAACGGAAAUUUUUGGGGCCGUUCAUUAGCGGCUCUGUCGGCCUCGUCGGAUCCAAACUGCUACACUGAUUUCGGUCCUUACGUACCCCUUUUCGAGAAAGUGCCAUACAACGAUCCGAUCGUUUUGGAGAAAAAAUUCGAAGAGAAUCCUAAUAUCUGUGCGUUCAUGGUAGAACCUAUUCAGGGAGAAGCCGGUGUAGUGGUGCCAAAUGAUGGCUAUUUAAAACGUGUAAGAGAACUGUGCACAAAAUACAAUGUUUUAUGGAUCGCCGAUGAGGUGCAGACUGGCCUCUGCAGAACUGGUACGCGUAUGGCAAUCGAUUACGAAGACUGUAGACCGGAUAUUCUUAUUUUGGGGAAAGCACUUUCUGGUGGCAUGUACCCGGUUUCCGGCGUUCUGGCAGAUGAUGAGAUAAUGCUCUGUCUGGAGACAGGUUCGCAUGGAAGUACCUUCGGUGGUAGUCCGCUCGGAAAUAAGGUUGCCCUGGAGGCGGUUAAAAUCUUGGAAGAAGAGAAUUUGGCGGAGAAUGCAAAAAAACUUGGGUAUAUUUUGAAAGAAGAAUUAAAUAAACUGCCAAAGAACAUCGCGACAGAAUUUCGUGGACGUGGUCUUUUGGCUGGCCUAGUCAUCAACAAAGAAUUUGCUGAUGGUUGGGAUAUCUGUCUGAAGCUGCGAGAUGCUGGAUUGUUGACAAGACCUGCACACGGUCAAAUUAUUAGGAUAUCGCCACCAUUAACAAUCACAGAAGAGCAACUGCGAGAAGGCAUAAAUAUUCUAAUUACAAUCUUACAAAGUUACAAGAAUUAAAAAUGUUACAUGAUAAACAUUUUUACAAUGAGUACAAAGAAUACAUAUUUUUGUUUUGGCAUUAUUUUAUUUACGCCCAAAAAAGGCGUAUAUCAAAUUUCAGAUCUUAAAUUCCUUUAUACUUCAAUAUAACAUGAAAAUAAUAAUUAAUAAAAUUAAAAUAAUACACAAAUAUAGACAAAAGAAAAUUUUUUUUUGCAAUUAUAAAAUGUGCCUUUAAAAGUAGCCAAUUCAGUCUUAAGAACGAAUACAUUUAUUAAGUUAUUAGAACCAAAAGUUACACGAAAUGUUAAGCUUAUAAUACAUUUAAAU
Nylanderia fulva is the source of this 1806-nucleotide messenger RNA. Its product is annotated as ornithine aminotransferase, mitochondrial-like. The record is from RefSeq and is a predicted model, not a curated record. Gene Ontology annotation, molecular function: identical protein binding; pyridoxal phosphate binding; L-ornithine transaminase activity. Lineage: Eukaryota; Metazoa; Arthropoda; Insecta; Hymenoptera; Formicidae. Gene Ontology annotation, cellular component: cytoplasm.